This is a messenger RNA of Metarhizium robertsii ARSEF 23, 936 nucleotides long. Its product is annotated as Carboxylesterase type B, active site protein. The record is from RefSeq and is a predicted model, not a curated record. Gene Ontology annotation, molecular function: carboxylic ester hydrolase activity. NCBI's taxonomy places the organism in Eukaryota, Fungi, Ascomycota, Sordariomycetes, Hypocreales, Clavicipitaceae. Bases 1 to 936 code for a protein of 311 amino acids. The transcript has a single exon.
AUGGGUCAUGCAAACCCGGGCCUUCUCGACCAACGUUUAGCCAUUGAGUGGAUUCGAGAUAACAUUGCUAGGUUUGGCGGAGAUCCAAAGCGCAUAACCAUAUUCGGGCAAUCUUCAGGUGGCGUCUCCGUCGACGACUACUCAUACGCUUGGUCGUCCGACCCAAUAGUACACGGCUUCAUCUCUCAAUCUGGAACAUCCACAGGACUUCGGCUUCGGACUGAGACACAGGCGCGGGACUUUUGGUUCAAUUCUACCGAAGCACUCGGUUGCGGUGACGCCAAUAGACCAUCGCAAGCAGUACACGAAUGCAUGUUGACAAAGCCGGCAAGCGAGAUUGUGAAGCAUCUACGUAAAAUAGUGAAUGGAGCCAUUCUCAUAUCUUACUCUCCCACUGUGGACAACCAGGUUGUGUUCGCCAACUACACAGGCAGAAAAUCAGCAGCUCUGCCGAUGCUCAUUGGCAACACCGAUUUUGAGGGUGGCCUAUUCCAAUUGUUUAGUCAGGAACCCGUUCCUGCCGGAUUUUGGAAGAAUAACAGCCAGGCGCUAUUUGGUUGUCCUGCUGCUUAUCGCGCAGCUGAAUCAGUACGGCAAGGUAACCCUACCUGGCGAUACAGAUACUUUGGCGAGUUCUCUAAUAUGGAAUUGUCAACGCAUCCCCCAAGUGGCGCAUAUCAUGAAUCUGAAGUCCGACAGCUGUUCAACACUGUUGAUCAGAGCGAGAUGUAUAGCACGACCCAGGAGAGGAUUUUGGCCAAGUAUAUGCGUGGCGCUUGGGCGACUUUUGCUAAGGAUCCAAAGAGGGGCCUGUUGACCUACGAGGAUGGAUGGCCCAUGUAUAAGCCGAAUGAACAGACACUCAUUCGAUUGGGCCUAAAUAAUAGGAUUGGCGCUCAUACAUCAUUUGCCAAAUUUUAUGAUUGGAACUGCUAG